ACUUGAGCUGGGAGUGGAGGGAGAGUCAGUGAGUGAGCUCCUGGAGCAGAGCUGCUGACGCUCACUGACUGCUGCAUGCUCAAACCGAGAGGGGAGGCGACAUGCAGAACGUCAUUAACACCGUCAAAGGGACUGCACUCGGUGUGGCAGAGUUCCUGACGCCCGUACUUAAGGAAUCAAAGUUUAAAGAGACUGGAGUAAUUACCCCAGAGGAGUUUGUGGUAGCUGGAGAUCACCUGGUCCAUCACUGUCCCACUUGGCAAUGGGGAACUGGGGAGGAUGCCAAAGUCAAACCGUACUUGCCCAAGGAUAAACAGUUUAUGGUGACAAGAAAUGUUCCUUGCUAUAAGCGUUGCAAACAGAUGGAAUAUUCUGAUGAAUUUGAAGCAGUCAUUGAAGAGGAUGAUGGUGAUGGGGGAUGGGUGGAUACUUACCACAAUUCAGGUGUUGCUGGAUUGACAGAUUCUGUCACAGAGAUUACUCUAGAAAGCAAAGACAACUCAAAGUGUAUAGGCAGCAGCACAGCCUGUAUGGAUGAUAAUGAUGAAGACGAUGAUGGAGAAGCUGCUGAUAUGGAAGCCUAUGAAGAAAGUGGAUUGUUGGAAGAGACAGAUGAUGCAGCCCUGGAUACGAGCAAGAUAGAAGCGAGCAAGCCCAAAGCAGAUGCUGUUGGAGAAGAUGGAAUUCUUCAGACGAGAACUUAUGAUCUAUAUAUUACUUAUGACAAGUAUUAUCAGACACCCAGGCUUUGGUUGUUUGGUUAUGAUGAGCAACGACACCCACUGACUGUAGAAGAGAUGUAUGAGGACAUUAGCCAGGACCAUGUCAAGAAAACAGUGACAAUUGAAAAUCAUCCCCACUUGCCCCCACCUUCAAUGUGUUCUGUUCAUCCAUGCAGGCAUGCUGAGGUAAUGAAGAAAAUCAUUGAGACAGUUGCAGAAGGUGGAGGUGAACUCGGUGUACACAUGUAUCUUCUUAUUUUUUUGAAAUUUGUUCAAGCAGUCAUUCCAACAAUUGAAUAUGAUUACACAAGACACUUUACCAUGUAACUCAAGUUUACACAAUCACAAUAUUAUCAGAAUUUGUUCUGAGCUGACAAAAUGCUGCUGCCUUUCGAUUGUAACUAAGAAUUCGCUCAGCAUAAUUCUGACUAUUGUUCAGGUUCAGUUCCUUUUCAGAGGUUCUGUAAUGAGAUUGGCAAGAGCUUGUCUGUUUAUCCACACAAAGAAGCUGAAUUCAAUUACAAAACCUAUCUGCUUUUUUUCUAUGAACUCUCCAUUUUGUGUUCCCUGGUCUACUUUUGAGUAAACAACUAAAGCAAAUACAUUCUCUCUAAUUCAUGUUUCAUUGCAUUUUGAAAGUAAGAUGUAUUGACUUCUAUUAAAUUGAUUUAUAUUUGCAGUAUACAAAUAAAUGAAAAUGUCUGACAAA
Messenger RNA from Chiloscyllium plagiosum (whitespotted bambooshark), 1431 nucleotides. RefSeq names its product autophagy related 3 (gene atg3). Gene Ontology annotation, cellular component: cytosol; phagophore assembly site. The record is from RefSeq and is a predicted model, not a curated record. Gene Ontology annotation, biological process: autophagosome assembly; nucleophagy; autophagy of mitochondrion. Lineage: Eukaryota; Metazoa; Chordata; Chondrichthyes; Orectolobiformes; Hemiscylliidae. Gene Ontology annotation, molecular function: Atg8-family ligase activity.